Syngnathus typhle (broad-nosed pipefish) is the source of this 2695-nucleotide messenger RNA. It is a transcript of the gene barx2, whose product is annotated as BARX homeobox 2. NCBI's taxonomy places the organism in Eukaryota, Metazoa, Chordata, Actinopteri, Syngnathiformes, Syngnathidae. The record is from RefSeq and is a predicted model, not a curated record. Gene Ontology annotation, biological process: regulation of DNA-templated transcription. Gene Ontology annotation, molecular function: DNA-binding transcription factor activity, RNA polymerase II-specific; DNA binding. Bases 227 to 1123 code for a protein of 298 amino acids. The transcript has 4 exons.
AAGCGUGAGAGAAAGAGAGAGAGAAUAAGAAGCAAAGAGCUGUGGUGCUUUAUAUACAAGUGGAUGAGAGUGAGCGCGUAUCUCAGUCCGCUUCAUCUCCAACGAAUAUUAACACAAAAUGAGUGUAGCAAUAGUCGUAGUGUAGCGAAGUGGUGUGACCUCUCCUCCUCCUCGCCUAAAAAGUCUUCUUGCAGUUAUUUUGACCCUUUUCACUCAGGGAGCCAGCAUGCACUGUCAAGCCGAGGUGAGGCUUUCAUCCCCCGGUCAGCUGAAGGCUGCCAGGCGACGCUACAAGACCUUCAUGAUCGACGAGAUUCUCUCCAAAGAGGCUUGUGAUUAUUUCGAGAAGUUUUCUCUCUACUCUGUGUGCCCGUCGCUCAUCGUCCGACCGAAACCGCUUCACUCUUGCACGGGGUCGUCGUUGCGUGCCUACCCGCUCCUCUCGGUCAUCACACGGCAGCCUCCAAACCACCUAGGCCACCACCUGCCACACACGCCACCAUCCCCCAGUGGAGUGCCACCCCACCUUCCCCUGCUGUCACCGCAGCACGGCCGAGGCUCCGAGCCGUCGCCCAGCCAAACGCCUCUCAGUAUCAGCAGCGACUCUGAGACCGAACGCAGCACACCCCGCCUGAAAAAGCCCCGUCGCAGCCGCACCAUCUUCACUGAACUGCAGCUGAUGGGUCUGGAGAAGAAGUUCCAGAAGCAGAAGUACUUGUCCACACCUGACAGGUUAGACUUGGCACAGUCUCUUGGUCUCACACAGCUUCAGGUGAAGACAUGGUACCAAAACAGGCGUAUGAAGUGGAAGAAGAUGGUGCUCAAAGGAGGUCAGGAGGCACCAACCAAGCCUAAAGGCAGACCCAAGAAGAACUCAAUUCCCACUACUGAGGAAAUAGAAGCUGAGGAGCGGCGAAUGAAGCAGGAGGAAGAGAAGCUGAGAAAGACAGAAGGAAAUGACACGCCGGCUCACGAGGAAGAAAAGGCGCCUCAGCUGGAUCCCGAAGUGUGUAGCUCUGUGCCAAACGCCGCUCCGCAAAGUCAGAAUGCAGCGAGGGCGACGGAGGGCGAUGAUCGGGCAAUGCCUCUCCUAAUACCCUCAGAGACUCAUGCAGAGAGCUAAGCAACACGAACACAACCAAAGACUCAUACCCGCCUCAAAGCCUGCAAACAAAUUGUGCCUCAGGGUCACUGUAGACAAAGGUGUUGUGCUGUCAGAGGAGCUACACAAAUGUCCGGUAGUGAAAAUACACUCAUUAAAUCAUUCAAUAUAAACAACACUUUUUUUUCCCCCCUUCAUGAUAAAAAAAGAACACAUUUUAUUCCUUUGUAUUUGACCUAAUUCCGUUUAGUCUUUAUUCAUACAGCGCAUUUCACAACAGCUGCUGCUGUAACAAAGUGAUUUACGUAUAACACAAUGAUAUAACCACAAAGACAGUGAAAACAGUCAAUUAAAACUCAAAUAUGGUGGCGAUCCUUCAAUUGAUGGAGCGUGGGAGUAAAAACAAAAGUGUAUAUAAUGUAUUAUUGCUGAGUGUAAAUCCCUAUUUACCCACUAUACUUAGUGGAAGAAUUCUGUCGACGGCUGAACAGAUUGAAAUAUUAACCUAAAAUGUAGCAACUGCAGCACAACAUGAGUUAUGCAUUUGUCUGAUUUAUUGUGCUCCUUUGAGACAGCUUCUGCCCAGUCUAAAUUGACCUUUAGGCUCGGAAAGGUGAACUCGAUGUAAAAGUACAUCUGUUUCUUUUCCCAAUUGCAAUUGUACAAAGUCAUUCAUGAUACUAUCCCAAAUAGGCCUUAACUAGUCACAAGUGAUAUGACGGAAUGAAUUGAUUUAUGUCACCAAUGUUGAUUUCGCCAAGCUGCCUCACGUGAUACAUGUGCCAAAAUGUUAGGAUCUGCCUUACUGUGCUGUAACUAGACUAUGUAGCAUUAUUUCUCAGCCAAAAAAAUCUGAAAUGCUCCAGUGCCUUGUUGGUUUCAGAGGGAAGCAAAUAUAUUUUAGUUACUUUCAAACGUGUCAUUCGAGUUUUUCUUGGAAGAUUUACAGUACAUAUUUGUUAAACAUUAUACCUGCAAAUACUGUAGAAAUGUGUAAAUUAUAAGAUAUAUGGUCCUUUUUAUAUCUAUAUAUACAACAGUAUUUUUAACUGCUGUUUGAAAUUUGGAUUAUUAAAAUAGUUUCUGUCUAGUGUUGCAGCCGCCCGGGAUCUUUUGCCUCUCUUGCGGUGUCACGAUGGCUCCUCUUUCUGCCUCAAAAGCCAUUAGGAACUUUUAAGCUGUCAGAGAUUCUCCAAAGAAAUAAAUCACAGCCUCUUUGCCAAAGAUUCAUUGCAACAUUUAAAGUGUCAGACGUUUUCAGCCUGCAGGCUUUUGCUAUCUUGAACUGUCUGCAACUGACUAUGUUUCAAAUGUUUAUGCUGCCUUGCAAGCAUUUUUGUAGCUUGAUCAUGAAUCCAACACAUGUCUUUGUUUCAUAUGAAAAAUGCAGUAUUUUUCUGAUGUAAAUAAUGCUGAUUUGCUGAGCUCAGUUUUCCUUCUUUCAGGUUUGUGUGUUUAUAGAUUUAAAUACACGUAUUGGAAACCAAUGAAAGUUUCUUUAAUAUUAUUGUGACUGCUUUGAGUUUUCAUAGAUUGAGUUCUGUUUUUACAUUUAAACCUCGUGAAUACUAUUAAAGCAACACCAGGGAUUCA